Messenger RNA from Pocillopora meandrina, 260 nucleotides. Lineage: Eukaryota; Metazoa; Cnidaria; Anthozoa; Scleractinia; Pocilloporidae. The record is from the annotation of a GenBank genome assembly.
AUGAUUAAAAGUUAUAUCUUUGGCGGUUUUUGUACUUCUGGUCUUCAGCAUCUUCCUAAUCAAUAGGAAAUAUUGGUUCAAAUGUUUUCUUUUCAGUUUUUGCUCGACUGUCACUUGUUUAUGUCAUUCCGUCUGCGACCAUACUUCAGUACUCCGUCAGAAAAGUGUCGCUGUCUGAUGUGGAGAAAUACAUCAAGUCAGUUGAAAGAGUUAUCACCCACACUAAGCUUGACUCUGAGCCUGGAUACAAAGUGGAAUGA